Cylindrotheca closterium is the source of this 912-nucleotide messenger RNA. The record is from the annotation of a GenBank genome assembly. NCBI's taxonomy places the organism in Eukaryota, Bacillariophyta, Bacillariophyceae, Bacillariales, Bacillariaceae.
AUGUUUCCCAUAUUGUCUCGGAGGGUACCUUUAUCCUCGAAGCACUUACGGGCGAGCUAUUCUGAUGCAGUCUCAACGGAAGUAGGACUAGCACAAGUUUCGACACAAGUUUCGCAACCUGCCAAAGCGAUGGCUAUGCACUCGUCUGUUGUGAGGAAUAAUUUUACAACCGCCUCAUCUUUCCAAUCCUUGUCCCGACAGAACUGUUGCUUUCCAUCGCUGCGACAUCAGUCACAAGGGCGUAAUCACCUCAAGUCGAAGCCAUUCUCCUUACAUCUGCCGCAGGAGCAUUCUGGUGUGUGUGUGCUGCGAAACAAUCCUCUCCAACAAUCGCAGUUGACAACAAGCCGUCGAACCUACUUUACGAAUGGAAAGGUGACCAAAGAUAAUGACCCCUACGAGCUAUUGGGGUUGCAAUGGGGAGACGGUGCCACAUCGGCUGAAAUCAAAAAGGCGUUUCUUGUAAAGGCUCGAGAGUUACAUCCCGAUCUGAAUACCACUGAUUCGCCCGAACAAGCACAGCUGAAAUUUCAAAAACUGGUCAAGGCUUACGAAACACUGGUACCUCCAAAAGACUCUGAAGCCAAUGAUGCCUCCCUUGAAGACUGGAGAUUAACGAUUUGGCGCCAAGGGGAUAGAAUUGCCCUGGAUCGAACUGAUGUGGCGGGCCAAGCUAGGGUGCGACCGGCACCUCCAGCAAAAACUCCGAGACACCAAUACCAUUCCCGGGAAUUGGGACAUCCACAAGGGGUAAAUGUGAAAAGAGGAGAGUAUUUAGAGGCUGGCAGUAAGAACGCUAGUAGCUAUAAACGCAAAUCUUCCUCAGUUGGGACGGGGCGAAGCAAAUGGGUCAAGCCAAAGGAAUUCAAACCAUGGAAUCCAAACGAGAACGAGGGAGAGGAGUUCAAGUGA